AUGCUUUUGAGUGAUCGGAUGCUGGGAAGCUCCUUCGUCUUCCAGACGGUUACCGGGGUGCUGGGGAACGCAGUGAUGUUCUUAAUGUAUAUCUCCGUCUUCAUUUCUCAGCCCCAGCAGAAGAAACCCACCGACCUUAUUCUCGGCCACUUGACCGUGAGCAAUACCAUCACCCUUCUCACGCGGGGCGUCCCGGAGACGAUGGCGGCCUUCGGGAUGAAGAAUAUUCUGGAUGAUGUCGGCUGCAAGACGGUCGUGUACUUGAGGAGAGUGGCCCGGGGCCUGUCCAUCUGCACCACCUGCCUCCUGAGCGUGCUCCAGGCCGUCACCGUCAGCCCCGGCACCUCCCGGUGGUCCCGGUUCAAACCCAGAGCCCCCCGUUACAUCCUCCCCUCCUUCCUCUUCUUCCGGAAGCUUAAUCUGUUGAUCUACAUCAAUUUAAUAGCCUCCGCCCGAGCCACCAGAAAUAUCACCUCCACGGGCAACACUUACCUUUCCAAAGACUGUCCUACCAUCCCCAAGAGUAACGAAUUCAGCGUCGCGGCCACUCUAACGGCCAUCACCGUACGCGAUCUCUUCUUCGUGCUCCUCAUGAGCGGGGCCAGCGGCUACGUGGCGAUCGUGUUACACCGACACCACGGGCGAGUCCGGCACAUCCACGGCACCGGCCGCUCCGCCGCUUCCUCCGCCGAGACCCGGGCCAUUCACACCAUCCUGCUCCUCGUCUGCUGUUUCGUCUGCAUCUAUUGCAUCGACAGCUGCGUCAGCUUCUACAUAGGUUUCUUGACGGAUUACGACGGUGGGCUGCAGAGCGCCACCGCCUUUCUGUCGGCGUGCUACCGCUCCAUCUGCCCCUUGGUGCUCCUCAGCGGGGAUCCCCGCAUCCCCAAGCCUCAGUGUUUCACUGACAGGGGGAGAAAUCCCUCUUCCUUCCUGGAGUCCUCGGAUAAACGCGUCACCCCCUAA
Messenger RNA from Ornithorhynchus anatinus (platypus), 966 nucleotides. RefSeq names its product vomeronasal 1 receptor ornAnaV1R3005. The coding region runs from base 1 to 966 and encodes 321 amino acids. The transcript has a single exon. Gene Ontology annotation, molecular function: pheromone receptor activity. NCBI's taxonomy places the organism in Eukaryota, Metazoa, Chordata, Mammalia, Monotremata, Ornithorhynchidae. The record is from RefSeq and is marked inferred. Gene Ontology annotation, biological process: G protein-coupled receptor signaling pathway. Gene Ontology annotation, cellular component: membrane.